Rhipicephalus sanguineus (brown dog tick) is the source of this 1824-nucleotide messenger RNA. Its product is annotated as cytochrome P450 3A8. Gene Ontology annotation, molecular function: iron ion binding; monooxygenase activity; oxidoreductase activity, acting on paired donors, with incorporation or reduction of molecular oxygen. NCBI's taxonomy places the organism in Eukaryota, Metazoa, Arthropoda, Arachnida, Ixodida, Ixodidae. The transcript is spliced from 14 exons. The record is from RefSeq and is a predicted model, not a curated record. The coding region runs from base 71 to 1630 and encodes 519 amino acids.
AGGGGGAGGCCCUCUCAUCGAGCCAUAUAUACUACGCUCCGCAACAGUCGUUCGCCUUCACGUUAUCGCCAUGAUGAUGCGGAAGUCGUCGCUGCUCAGUUACGAGGCCUUUAGCUGGACGACCGUAGCGAUUACCGUCGCCUACGUACUCUUCAGGUUGAUCAGGUCCCGCCAAAAGACAUUCAACUACUUCAAAGAAAUAGGAAUACCGGGACCGGAGCCAAGCCUAAUAUGGGGAAAUCUUGCCGAGUACCACAAGAAGGGGUUCGUGCACGCCAUCACAGAUUGGUGCGCGAAAUAUGGCGACGUAUUCGGAUUUUACAAUGGCGAUCUUCCAAUGUUGGUUGUCAAAGACUUGGACUUUCUGUCUUACGUAUUCGUGAAAAACUUCAAGAACUUCACCGACAGAGGUAUCAUCAUGCGAACAGACCAAGAGCAUGCCGUCCUAAAUAACAGCAUCCUACAUGCCAAAGGAGCAGAGUGGAAGAGAACGCGAAGCUGCAUAUCACAGGCUUUUACUACCAACAAGCUGAAGCAAAUGAUGGAACACCUCGUAGAAUCGGCGGAUUUGUUCAUAGAAACGCUGGGAGACUUGGCAGACGCUGGACGAGAACUGGCCAUCCACGAACCAUUGCAAGGUCUCGCCAUGGACUACACCGGCCGAGCUGCUUUCGGAUUAGACUGCUGCUUUCAGCGGAACCUCUCACACCCAUUCAUGCAGACCGCACGCGAGGUCGUACACGGCGUCAUGACUGGACCUUUUCACAUGAUAGCCCAUUGCACAAGUACACUGGCCGAUAUAGUAGCCCCUAUACUCUGGCUAAACGAAAAGUUUGGAUCCUUCACCUUCAGCAUCUUCGGAGAAGAAACCAAGAAGGUUGUUGAAAUGAGGCUCCGCAACCCGGAGGCAAGAAGGCCAGACCUGUUGCAGGUCAUGCUAGAUGCAAGUGAUAAAAAGGAGCGCCCAAACGAGGCUGACUGGAAGAGAAAAGCAACUAUGACACUUCAAGAGGUUGAGCUCAACACCACUGUGGCUGUGAUUGCGGGCUUUGAGACAACUUCAGCGGCGAUGGCCUAUCUAUCCUACGUCCUAGCCAAGUACCAAGAUGUCCAGGAAAAGGUCAGAGCGGAAGUCGCUUCAGCAGUCGAAGAAUAUGGGAAGAUUAAUUACGAUGCCGUCACGUACCGAAUGAAGUAUUUAAGAAGCGUUGUGGAUGAAACAUUAAGGAUGUACCCCCCAGGCACUCUGUUUACCACAAGGCGUGCCAUGAACGACUUUGAAUACAAUGGCGUUAAGUACAAAGCCGGCACUUCGAUCAUGGCUCCAACGAUGCAUAUACACAUGGACCAUCGCUACUGGCCCGAACCCCACAAGUUUGACCCCGAGAGGUUUCUCGCCGAAAACUCGUCCUCCAGGGCAUCCAUCGCCUACCAACCUUUUGGCGUUGGACCGAGAAACUGCGUCGGAGAGCGCCUGGCAAUAUUAGGGAUUAUGUACACAGUGGCGAGAAUGGUGCAGAAGUACAGGUUGACCCUCGGAGAGUCCCAAAAGAAAGACCUCGAGCUCCGUUUCUAUGCAUCGAUGUCUGCACCACAAAGCGGCCCGUACAUUAAGUUUCAAAGGAUCUGAACUGCAUGUAGUAUUUUAUCGUGCUAUUAGCGGCCCUUACAUUAUAACAAGUGAAUGCCCAGAAGUGGCACUCAGGGCACCUAUCGACUUGUUCAUUUUUAAGAGCUGCUCUUUUGGCAGCCAAUGCAAGAGUAUCGCAAGUCCUAUAAAAACGAAAGUCAUCAAGCACAAUAAUAAAGUACUUCAUCAGUGCC